GCUUUAGAUCUGACUUGCAGUAGCUUUCUUGGUUGUUACACUGGGCAACGUCACAAAAGAUGUCAAGCAUGGCGUUAGGUGCUUGCUCAAAGCUUACAAUCGGAUGCACAAAUAGGCGAGUUGCUUCUCCAUUGCCUGCGAUCGGACCAAGCCUUCUGCCAUGCCGGACGAUCCAUUCUCGGCGCUGCGACACAGCUGCCGCUAGCAGCAGGGGCAACGGGCGUGGUGGCUCUCCCGGAGACAUGGAUUUCCACGAGACAAAGCUGGGACCCAACGUGCUGGCGUCAGUAAAAGACCUUCGAGAUGGGGGAGUCAAAUGGGGUGCUGCGACCGUCGUACGGAACGACGCCCAGAGCCUAGACGGCCGUGUGCGCGUGCUGCACCUCUCCGUGGCGGACCACGUGGACAUGCUGUACGGCAGGAGGGUCAAGGGGGUGCCGGACGCAACCCGGUGGAUCGAGUCGUACACGAUCCCGGGCCAGUGUGUGGGUGUGCGCCUGCCGCCCCGGCAGCAGCCGCCUGCCGCCGCCUCACCGCCCUCCUCAGCUGCGUCGCCCCCCCGGCGGCUCUACUCUAUCGCCUCCAGCCCCUACGCCUCCCGCCGGGACUCGGCUUACGUGGACGCAUCGCUGAUUGAGAUCGUGGUUGAGCGGGGCAGCGGAGACCCCGAGGAGGCGCAGCUGGCGGAGCUGGGGCCGGGCACACAGCUGGAGGUGACUCAGGUGAUCGGUCGCGGCUUCUGCUCGCUGCUGGACAGCUACAACGGAGUGACGCAUGCGCUGGAGGAGGGCCGCAACCUGGUCCUCAUCGGCUGCGGCUCCCGCGGCAUCUCCGCGCUCCGCUCCGCGCUGUCCUGGCAGCCGCUGCUGGCGCACGCCGCCUCGCGCUCCGCCCACCCGCCCGCCGUGUCAGCGCUGUACCUGGCGGCCUGCGCGGGCAGGGCGGCGUUCGUGGCGGAGUGGGACGGGUGGAGGGAGGCAGGGAUCUUGAUUCGACCGUUGUACACAAACCCCGGUGCGGGACUGGAUGACACAGCGGUGGUGGGGGAGGGCAGCAGCAGCAGCAAUGGUGUCAUGUCGCCGCCGCAGCAGCAAGGGCAGCAGCAGGCAUCAGUGGGAGGUGGGGACAACAACAAUAACGACGACAGCAGCAGCGGCAGGAGUACGGCAGCAGCAGCAGCAGUUGCGGAUCCGGAUUUGGAGCGGUGUUUGGAUCUGCUGCAACAGGCGCUGUUCCUGCAUGAGGGCGGAUUCGAGGCCGUGUGCGGCGGCCCCGCCUCCCGCACCUGCUUCCUGCUGGCCGGACUGCCCCGGGAGCUGGCCUCCGCGCUGGGCAAGCUGCUGAGUGCCCGGGGGGUGCCGUACGAGCACAUGCUGUUUGCGCAGGCGGACUUCUUCUAGGGCUGGGG
Messenger RNA from Astrephomene gubernaculifera, 1408 nucleotides. Lineage: Eukaryota; Viridiplantae; Chlorophyta; Chlorophyceae; Chlamydomonadales; Astrephomenaceae. The record is from the annotation of a GenBank genome assembly.